UGUUCAAACGUGCGCUGGGAAUACACACAGGUAACAGAACGUAACAGAAUUUCAAACUUUUCUAAUUUGAGUAUACCAUACAAAAUGACGACGCCAGUGAUCAUUGUGCACGGCGGCGCGUGGACCAUUCCGAAAGAUAUCGUGGAAGAGUCUCGGGACGGCACGAAGAAGGCGGCCAAAGCCGGCUAUACUGUCCUGUCCAGCGGCGGUACCGCCAUUGACGCGGUACAGGCGGCUAUACGAGUACUUGAGGAUACACCUUGUUUUGAUGCCGGGACGGGAUCCGUGCUAACGGCUAAGAGGGAAGUUGAGAUGGACGCUGUGAUCAUGGAUGGACGAACGCUCAAAUCGGGGGCUGUCGCCUGCGUCCAGAACAUCAAAAACCCUAUCGAACUUGCCAGGAUGGUCAUGGAAAAGACCAGUCAUAGUAUGUUGGUAGGGCCAGGCGCAAACCUGUUUGCGGAGGAAAUGGGUAUCGAGCGCGUGCCGACGGAUUCCCUUGUGUCUGAGGAGGCCGUCCGCGAGCUAGAGUCAUUCCAGGACAACUACGGCGGCACCGUCACUAACCUAUUUAAACCGAGGGCAUCCGGUCACGAUACAACAGGUGCAGUGGCUUUGGACAAGAACGGUAACUUGGCGUACGGAACGUCAACGGGUGGCAUUUCCGGCAAAAAGCCGGGCCGCGUGGGUGAUAGCCCAAUUAUAGGUUUGGGCGGAUACGCGGACAACGAUGUGGGCGGCAUCUCAUGCACGGGACACGGGGAGUCCAUCUCCAAGGUCGUGCUGGCACACCAGAUCAUCACCGCCAUGAGGACAGGAACGGACGCACAGGAGGCCGCAGAUAAGGCUCUUGCCAACAUGGCGUCGCGGGUGGAAGGAUACGGGGGCGUUAUCGUGCUGAGCCGCUUGGGCGACGUUGCACUUUCCUAUACAACGGAUAACAUGUCGUGGGCUUGGGCCAAAGAAGGCACCAUUCACAGCGGCGUCAACCCGGGUGAAGACAUCCAGGAGCCCGUUGGUGGUGUAUAGUGAUGUUAUAUGCAUCUUUGAUUGGUUUGAAGUUGUUUAUUUUUGCUAGUUUAUAAUUAGAUUUAAACUAAAUAUAGAAAAACAUACCGAUGAUCGCUGUCGAAGAAGGGGACAUAUUUAGUCCGGACAUGGUGAUUUAACAGAAAAGCAUCUUACCCAAUGAAGCCAUCGUGGAACUGAAAUUGGACACAAUCGGUUUUCGAUUUUUAACUACGAGGUGAUCACCGUAGAUAGUAACAUAUCUUUGUUCCAAAAGAAAAAAAAAUAUAGCGUGUGUUUUGUUUUGUUUAUUGUUAAUUUAAACAUUUACAAAGUGCUGUGAUAAAUAUAGUUAUUACUUUGUGUAUCUGUACUUUGCAUGACUUAAAAUAUGCCAUUAGUAUUUGCUCGUGUAUUUUUAUAGCACACUAUCUUUUAAAAACCGUCCUGUAUUUUUCUAUAUUAAUCAUGUGUAGAAACACAAUCUCCGUAUGUUAAUGGACAAUUUAAUUGGAAACAAGAAUAGUUUAACUGGUAAUAUUCCGCCAAAUCAUGUUUUUCUUUCAUUUUGUUUCUUUGAUAAGAAUAAACUAAAUAAAGUACUUCCCAUUUAAAUCAUAACAAGAAAACGUGAUUUUUUCUCGAUUUUAUGAAACACAUUUUUAAAACAUUCAGUACUUUCUGAAUUUAAAUGAGAAAAUGACGCAAAACAUAUUGUAAAUUAUGACGGCAUCAAUGUGAUGUUACCAUUUAAAAGAAAGUGAAUUUCGUUAACAUCAUAGUGUUAAUGUUAUGAUUCUUACAUGAUAUUAUCUCAGUACUCAUUUUUUUUUUCUAAUAAACGGAAUUAAAACGAUCGGAUAUAUACUGUGUUUUAAAUGACUCCGGGUACUGUACUUCUGUAAGGCAUCUAUUGCGGGAAAUUACAUUGCUUUGUUAGUUUGUGGUCUUCGAUUCAUUAUCAAGGCAGUUAAAACAGGUAUUUUUUAUCAUUUUUUAACCUAAUAAAAUUUUGUGACAAAAAGAACUUCACACUCGUCAUCAUAUAAUACACUAUUUUAUUUAACUCGUCAAAGUCUCAAUUCCCAGCAAAUUUCGAGAACUCGUUGAACUUUAUGACGACUCGUGAUAUAUCUUAUAUAAAUUGAACGUCAUGAAAAUGCCAAAAAAGAAAAGAAAAGAAAUAAAUAACGUAAUAAUGGUUACAAGAACGCUUUUGUGCUGUUUGAAUUCAUUGUUUUGUGUAUGGGUUAUAUAAAGGAAUCGGUGGUUGCGUCCAAACUUCAACAACAUAAGUUUCCUUUAAGCACAUUAAGUGUAUGAUGAUGUCGUUAUAAUUUUUGGUUUCAAUUACAAACGGAAUGUUAUGCAAACAUAAAAAGCUUUCAAAGCGGUGUAAAUGUGUGUUUAAAUAGCAUUCAAAAGAGCUUUUGCAGAGUAAUUAUUGUCUUAAAUAAGUUAGGACUAUUUAUAACAAAAUUCAGUUGAAAUUAAUAUCUGCGGGUUGCCUUUUGGUGAGUUAAUGAUUAUAGGUAAAUUAAACCGAUGAUACAUUUGACGUUUUGCAUUGAUGUUAAUGCAUGUAUCAUUAAACGAAAUGAUUGUCGCCUCUAAAAUAUUUAUAUUUUAAUUGAAAAACUUUUAGAUUAGACUCUUUGAUUUAGUUAUUUCUACACUACCGUGUGCCAGAAUAAUGCAAAAAGUUGUGUGAAUGAGAGAGAGUGUGGGACUGUCAUAGUGUUGAAGGUUGAAUUUUGUACAUGUACUUGGUGUACACAGUAAUAAAAUAUACAGUCCAUUAAA
Messenger RNA from Mya arenaria, 2811 nucleotides. Its product is annotated as isoaspartyl peptidase/L-asparaginase-like. Bases 85 to 1029 code for a protein of 314 amino acids. Lineage: Eukaryota; Metazoa; Mollusca; Bivalvia; Myida; Myidae. The transcript is spliced from 7 exons. The record is from RefSeq and is a predicted model, not a curated record. Gene Ontology annotation, molecular function: asparaginase activity.